AUGCUCGGCAGAAGACCUAAAAAAAGCCCUCAGGCAAAGGGGCAGGGAGCUGCAGUUGCAAAGCAGCUGGGGCUGUUUGUAGACUUCAACCCUGAAGAGAUGCUGUUGGGUGCAGAGGAAGGUGGCGAUGAUGGGGACCUAGAAGCAGAGCUUGCUGCUAUCACAGGAGUAAAAGUGAAAGAAGGGAAAUCAAAACCAAAAGGGAAAACUCCUCUGCCCAUGGAUCAUAUUGAAAAGAUGGCUGCAGAGUGUAUGAAGGAUCUGAAUGAAGAUGAGGAAGAAGAAACAGAUGAUGAAGACUUGGAGAAAGAUACAGACCUGUUGGCAGAACUGCAAGAAGUUCUGGGGGAGGAAGAUGAGACAGGAGGCUGUGAGGAUGAAACAACAGCAAUGGAGCCAUCCGCAGCUGAACCAGAAAAUGGGCAACCUGUACUCCAACCACAGACCACCUCACUUCCUGCUGUUACCAGUGAGCUGCAACAGACAAUAGAGAAGAGAAUAGCUAACUAUAAGGCAGCAAUAUCUAACGCAAAGGAGUCGGGUGAGAGUGCCAGAAUACGCCGGUACGAAAGAGGCCUUAAGACACUGGAAACCAUGCUGACUGCAGUAAAGAAAGGCAAAAAAAUCAAUGAGGAAGAAAUGCCACCUCCUGUUGCAACAGGAAAGAGUUCUUCUCAUUUAUCUCAAGCCACAGGAGUGGAGGUAGAGAAUUUGGAAGAUUCAGUCAGUGUCCCACCAGAGAAUAAAGCUGACUCUGCUGCAGAUGAUGAGCAGAAGACCUCUCACGAGACAGCGCAGCACCUGGAAUCAGAGUCUCUACAGGGUCAUGCUGCUUCUAGUCCUACCGUGGAAACAGAUCUCCAGAACAGCAGCACACGAGCAAUACUACUUAAGAGGCAGAAGGAGUAUAAAUUAGCAGCUCUAAAAGCCAAGCAGCAAGGGGACUUGGAAAAAGCAAAGGAAUACAUGAGGGCAGGCAAGAAAUUUAAUGUGGUCUUGGAAGCUUUGGACAGUGGGCAGCCAAUAGACCUCCAGAACAUGCCUCCAUCUCCUCAGGAUCUUGAAAGCUUAGGAAACGUACAAGAUGCAUCCAAGCAAAAGAUACCAGUGGGAAGUUUCCAGGAUCUUAUAACACUUGAACCUCAGACCCAAGAAGCUUCAGCUUCCCUCCAGCAGCCAAAAACAGUGCUGGAAGCAUUGCAGCAAAGGCUUGAGAAGUACAAGUCGGCAGCAGCACAGGCUAAAGCAAGCGGGGAUGAUCGGAAAGGCAGGAUGCAUGAGAGGAUAGCCAAGCAAUACCAGGAUGCCAUAAGAGCCCAUAAAGCAGGGAGAAAAGUGAAUUUUUCUGAGCUACCUGUUCCCCCUGGAUUUCCUCCUCUUCCUGGUGUUGCAGCAAUGGAUGGUGACAAGACAAUAACUGCAGUUCUGGAAAAUGCCAGCAGGCUGGCAAACAUGGAGGAGAACGAUGAAGAAGAUGAGAGUGAACCUCUGACACAGGCCCCAGUUGCCAAGAAGCCUGCUCAGCUGCCUGGAAAGCUGACUCAAGUUGUUAAGCCAAUUCCAGUGCCAUCUGCUGUAGCUCAAGAGAGCUCUCCUGAGCAUGUGAAACCAGCUACAUCACCCUCCACCCUGGACAAGACAGAGUCAAUGGAUCAUCUCCCUCCAGCUGCUAGGGAACAGCUGGAAUUUCUGGAGAACAGAAAGAAGCAAUACGUGAAGGCAGCCAUCAAAGCAAAGAAGGAGAAUAACCUUGAACAGGCUAAGAUGUAUCUCAGAACAGCUAAGAGCUUUGACCUAAAGAUUGAGCAAGCAAAACGUGGCAAGCCUGUUGAUAUUUCCAAGCUGCCAUCACCCCCUACAGAUGAUGAGGGUGACUUUAUCUUCAUACACCAUGACGAUGUCAGACUAUCCCAGAAAGCAGAUGAAGUAUAUGCACAGCUUAUAAAAUUGCUGAAAGACCAGCAUGAGAGGUGUUUGCAGUACUCCAAGCAAUUCAUGCAUCUGGGAAAUGUAGCAGAAACGACUCGGUUUGAGAAGCUGGCACAAGGUUGUAAAAAGGACAUGGACAUCCUCCAGCUUGCACGAGCACAAGGAAUGGAUCCUCCAAGCCAUCACUUUGAGGAAAGAACCUUUAAAAUGAUAAGGAUAUUUUCUGAGCUCAACAGCACAGAAAUGCAUCUUCUUAUUGUCAGGGGGAUAAACCUACCGGCUCCACCAGGUGUAUCACCAAGAGAUUUGGAUGCAUUUGUGAAGUUUGAAUUUCAGUACCCAAGUGCGGAGCAACCUCAAAAGAGUAAAACACCUGUAAUUAACAAUACCAAUUCUCCAGAGUAUAACCAGCUGUUCAAGUUGAACAUCAACCGAAAUCACAGAGGUUUCCGACGAGCGAUUCGGUCCAAAGGAAUUAAAUUUGAAAUAUUUCAUAAAGGGUCCUUUUUCAGAAGUGACAAGCACGUGGGGACAGCACACUUGAAACUGGACAAGCUGGAAUCAGAAUGUGAAGUUAGAGGGAUCAUCGAGAUUUUUGAUGGCAGAAAGCCCACUGGAGGGAAACUGGAGGUAAUAGCGAGACUCAGGGAGCCCCUCAGUGGUCAAGAUCUUCAAACAGUUACAGAAAAUUGGCUGGUCCUUGAACAUUAG
Mesitornis unicolor (brown roatelo) is the source of this 2640-nucleotide messenger RNA. RefSeq names its product coiled-coil and C2 domain containing 1B (gene CC2D1B). NCBI's taxonomy places the organism in Eukaryota, Metazoa, Chordata, Aves, Mesitornithiformes, Mesitornithidae. Gene Ontology annotation, biological process: regulation of transcription by RNA polymerase II. The transcript has 23 exons. Bases 1 to 2640 code for a protein of 879 amino acids. Gene Ontology annotation, cellular component: nucleus. Gene Ontology annotation, molecular function: DNA-binding transcription repressor activity, RNA polymerase II-specific; RNA polymerase II cis-regulatory region sequence-specific DNA binding. The record is from RefSeq and is a predicted model, not a curated record.